Molecule: messenger RNA, 2755 nt
Organism: Zootermopsis nevadensis
Lineage: Eukaryota; Metazoa; Arthropoda; Insecta; Blattodea; Termopsidae
Product: proton-coupled zinc antiporter SLC30A2
Biological process (GO): response to zinc ion; zinc ion transmembrane transport
Cellular component (GO): plasma membrane
Molecular function (GO): zinc ion transmembrane transporter activity
Source: RefSeq, a predicted model, not a curated record
CUCAGUAAUCAGUGAUUAAACACUGUUCGCUUGUAUGCUAUCAUGUUUUUAGAGCGGUGUGCAAUGGUUUAAUAUGGUUGUAAAAGAAGUUGAUAGAUAUAUUACUAGCAGAUGUAUUUUGUACGUGGCACAAACUGCGUUGAAUUAAAGUGUCCAUUUGAAUUUGAAUAUUUUUUUUUUCCUAUAAAUUUUUUCAGUAUGUACAUAUAUGUGAGAGGCAACUAUUUUAAACGGUAUUCUGUACACGUGUGCAUGAUUUAAUUUAUAUUAAAGUUGUUUUAUGUUGAUAAUUAUCAGUGAAAUAUGACUUCCGAAGAGAAGCGCAGUUUAACACUACUUUCGAAGAAGUCUGUCAUAUAUGGGAGUCUUCCGGCUGAUUCAACCAACCAGUCGACCAUUCAGCAUGUCAUCUACUGUAUCCAUGGAAAGCCGAAUGGUUGUUGUGUGUUGUCUGAUUCAGAGAUCAUCGACCAGCCGAUAAAUGGCGACGCAACUUCUAACCACGAGCGGAAGGAUCCCUUUACAGCGACAAUUGUUGGGGAACAUUGCCAUCAGUUUAUUCCCACCACAGUAGACAGAAAGGCGCGACGUAAACUGAUCAUCGCCAGUAUUCUUUGUGUCGUCUUCAUGAUCGGAGAAGUCGUCGGUGGUUAUCUGUCAUCGAGUCUCGCCAUAGCAACGGAUGCAGCGCACUUACUCACUGAUUUUGCAAGCUUUAUGAUCUCACUGUUUGCACUGUGGGUUGCAUCACGGCCACCAACUCGCGUGAUGAGUUUCGGCUGGCAUCGAGCCGAAGUUCUGGGAGCGCUGACUUCUGUCCUCAUGAUAUGGGUGGUCACUGGCAUUCUGGUCUACCUAGCAGUACAGAGGGUCAUCACUAGAGACUUCGAGAUUGAGAGUACAUCGAUGCUCAUCACGUCUGGUGUUGGAGUUGCAGUUAACUUGGUGAUGGGCAUCACUCUUCAUCAGCAUGGCCACUCCCACAGCAGUUCCCAUAACCGUGCAGAGAGUCAGAUAGAAAGUCAUAGUCCUCGGCAAAAUAUUAAUGUUAGAGCUGCUUUCAUCCAUGUUUUGGGUGACUUUAUCCAGAGCUUUGGCGUUUUUAUAGCUGCUUUGGUAAUAUUUUUCAAGCCUACGUGGGUUCUAGUGGACCCAAUUUGUACAUUCCUCUUCUCUGUUUUGGUGCUAAUAACAACCUUUGCAAUCAUCAAGGAUACGAUGCGGGUGCUAAUGGAAGGUCUGCCCAAAGGGAUGGACUUCACCCAAGUUAUGAACACGUUCCUGAAUAUAGAGGGGGUGGUUCGAGUGCACAACUUGAGGAUCUGGGCCCUGAGCAUGGACAAAACAGCAAUUUCAGCCCAUCUUGCUGUUUCUCUUGGAGCAAGUCCUCAGAUGGUUCUCCAGCAGGCCUUGCAUGAUAUCCGAUCUCAAUUCAACUUCUAUGAGGUGACGUUGCAGAUAGAGGCAUUUGACCAGAACAUGGAGGAUUGUGUGCAGUGCAAGUGCCCAGAUUCAUAGCACAUUCUAUCUUGCGGUAACUGCAGUGCAGAGUGUGAGCGGUAAGCAGCACACAGACAUCUUAUAAUGAGGCAUGAAUAUAAAAUGGAAGAACUACUUUGAAGGCAGUAAUAACAUCCGAGUUUCUAACUCUUUCCUGUAUUCUGUACUUACAUUAAUUUAAAUAAACUGUAAUAUGAUCUUUCCUUUUUGUUGUCAUAUAAAUAAAUGUAAUUCUAAUAGUUAUUAUGAUAAAAUAUGUGUGGAUAAGGAAUAUAAACAUUAAGAGGUCCUACAGCGCCUAGAAGAGACAAUUAUCUCCAAAAAGUGACGGAAGGCUUUGAAACAGAAUCUGUGCUUCCCAAGUCUGCACUGAACGCAGUUUGCAGACAGAGAAGAUCAAGAGUAAUACUUCUGAUAAUUUCUGAAGAUGUGCCUCCACUGUAGUUCAUGUUAUUAAUUAAAAAAUUGGAUCGAUAUUCUAAAUAUUUAUUACAUUCUUAUAUGUUUUCAGAUUUCAGAAAUACAGUCUCAUCAUCAUAAUAAGUUUUAUUUGAUGAUGGUAUGUAAUAGCAUAUAAAUUGAAAUGCAAACAUAUUACAACAUAUUUAAUGUGUUAAAGAGUUAUGAAAGUUAAGUCAUGUUUUCUUUCUAUUGUGUGUAUGUUGUAAACUUACUUAUAUAUGAAUUCAGAUGGAAUUAAAUUUAGUGCUUUGUAACAUGUAAUUUCUCUGAAAUAUUAUUUUCACAUCAUCUCUGUUAAUACUGAAGUUACAUUUAAGUGAACUGUAUCCAUGUAUACCAAUAUUAAGUAUUUUGCAAUAGUGUUCUAUAUACUACUUAAAAUUCCAUUAUCAUAUUUUGUAUCCUCUUUAUUUUUUAAGUUCUAUACAGCUGAUGUAAGUUCCUCGCUGUCAAUGCCGUUAUGAACUUCUUCAAUGGUGUGGUUAGGAUCGUUAUUUAUUGAGCAUGUUGCCUUAUUAAUAUGAUGGGUGUCUGACUCUAGCCAGGCUUUUCUGUAAUUAGUGAUGCACUGUUUAUAAGUUGUGGAACAGAAACAGUGUUACUCUCAAAAUAUAUCUGAGUUAAUCUGCCGUUUAUUACAACAGACUUAUAAAGUUUGCAGUUUCAAAUAUAUCGAGAGUUUUCAAUGUUACAAGAACGGGCUGCUUCCUACCUUACUGUCUGGUUGCUAGCUUAUAAAUAAGGAUAAUUUAUUGAAACUUCGUGGAACUUUAUUAAAAAUCUUAGGAAAGUU